Symbiodinium sp. CCMP2456 is the source of this 3512-nucleotide messenger RNA. NCBI's taxonomy places the organism in Eukaryota, Dinophyceae, Suessiales, Symbiodiniaceae. The record is from the annotation of a GenBank genome assembly.
AUGAUUUGGGCUUCGCUUCGGGCAGACGAUGUACAAGGCAUUUUGCCUCACACUAUGAUUUUCAAUGGGAUUGGACUCAGUGCUGUGUUGGGGAAGACGAAGACUACUGGGCCAGACAGAAAGACCAAAGAAGUGAAAAUCUUCGUUGCAAGGGAGGUGAGUUUGACAGGAGUUGACUGGCUCAAGUUGGGUUACGAGAUCUGGAAGGGCUAUGACAAGCCCCGGGACUUCUUGGUUAUGGAAGCUUCUUCUGAUUGGACCGAGCCCACUGGUCGUGGGGUGGAGCCAUGCACUUUGACAUUGUAUCUCAGACAGAUAUUUCGAGAGCUGAAGGCACCACGCCUUACCAGCAGCGGUUGGAGGUCAGAUCCCAGGGGCAUGCUUUACCCAAAGGGUCUUGAAGGGAGUUUGACUGGGCACGCUUUCAGAGAUUGGCUGCCUUCUUUAGCUGCGGCCUUGGGGGUGCCGAAGCCCGACCGAGAUUUUCUGGGGCGAUGGGCCAUCAAUAAUUCGGGUGGUUCUGCAGACUACGUCAGGACGUCCAGAGAUGUGGUUCAGCGGGUGCAAGGGCUGGUGGCGUCCAGCCUUGUCACGGGCGAGCCAAGGCCGUACCUAGAGCAUGAAGCCUUGGAGCGAGUUUCGCAGCUUAUGAACUUGAUUGAUGGUAGAGGAUCACAUGUUCGCAAUUUACACGAUGUUUUGCGCAAGUCCAGUGGGCCGCCAAGGCUGGGUGGUAAGUGGCCCACGUUUAUCCCUCAGGUCGACGAGGACGAGCAAGAAGGUCCCCACGAUCCGGUGGCCCAGGGUCACCAUGAGGGGGAUGAGACUUCAAAGUAUUUCAUCACGGUCUCAAGGGCUCAGAUGGCUGUGUCGGAUGAAGACAAGAGGGCUGCCGUGGCCCUUGCCAACUCAGAUCUGCAGUAUGUACUUCAGGAAGCUGGGGCGGACUUGAGCACCCAGUAUGCCGUGUGCUCGCUGCACACAACGAUCAGGCGUUUUCAGGCAAUCGCAGACACAAGGUCAGAGGCGAGGCAGGCCGCCGCGCGGGACUUCGGUUGCUCUUCGGACACAGCUGCCGGUCGGCAGCAGCAGGCAGCGGUGGUUGCUGCAUGGGAGCUUGCUAAAGAGGUCUCAGCUAAGGAGGUUGAGCUUCGCGCAGAGUCAAAAGUCCUCGGACAGCCCAGGGUUCUUCAGGUUCAGGGCGAGACGCCAUCAGCAGAGUACCUUGCUCUCAAGGCCGAGGAGUGCGAGAUUAAUGAGCCGACUGCAUCCCCACUUGAUUGCAUCAGUGCCAAGCGCGACAAUCUUGAGAGCCAGCUUCAGAGCACUGUGGAUGCUCACGGCCACAUCCGAAUCACUAAGGUUAAGCAUAAGCUUGAGGUGCCCGUCAACAGUGAGCAUUACCGUCGCAUAAUGAAGAUUGAGAUGUAUGCAUGGCUGGCUAUGGCUGCACGCUUCAAAGCCAAGCCGUGGCUUCAGGGUCUAAGUGUAACACCUUUCUUGAAGUUCACUGAUUACAUUCUUGGGGAGCGGGUCUCGCAACUGAAAAUCCCCACUGCUCAGGGUGGUGAUCAGAACUCGGGCUUUCGCCCACCCUGGACAACGGUAUUGGCUUACGAGUUCAGGCUUCGCAAAGAGGCUUUCAGAUUGGUGAACGAGGAAGGUUCCACAUUGGCCGAUGCCUUGGCAAAGGUGUGCAAAGACACGGAGCUGAAGGAGGUCUACUUCACUACGCCCUUGGCCCUUGCCAGUGCUGAAGGCGGGAUCCGUAAGUACUUCAAGGGAGGCGGCAAGGACCCCAGGAAAGGCUUGAAGGGUCUCACACCUGGCAAGGGCGACGGCAAGGGUGACGGGAAGGAUCGCAAGGGUCGUGACACAGGUGGGUCAGGCUUUGGGGGUAAGACUCCGGGCAUGUUUGCGGGAUUCACGCUGCUUACCCACACCCCGGACGGCCGUCAGAUCUGUUAUGCUUUCAACAGUGCCAGGGGAUGUAAGGGAAAUUGUGGGCGUGUGCAUGUUUGUCGUGUCAAGGGCUGUGGCAAACAGCACGGUGUGCAUCAGCAUCCUGGGGCGUCUGCUGCUCCAAAGGAUUCCACGGGCGGUGCCGAUCAGACCGAGAACUUUUGCGCGAAGGCCGGUGGCUGCUCUAUUGCACCUUGCCGGCGAGUACUUUCAGUCGCUCUCGGCAUCAUCGGCCGGGGCCUCCACCACUGCGCAGCCAUGAGCAUCCUUAUGGUUUCCCUUGGUUGCGACAAUCUUUUGCACAGCAAGUCCAUCUUGAUAACGAUUUCAUUUUUCAAGCCGUUGCUUCAGCGCAUGUUUGCUUUGAUUUUGGCAGUGUUGCCUGCUUCCCCAUGGGAGUGGGCUGAGGUGCUUGAUCUGAUUCCGCGCGGAGCUGACUUCCGUCGUUGGAUGAUGAUGGGCGCUAUCGCGGCCCUCUGCCGCCCCGUUGCGGCCAUAAGCAUGCUGAUCUUUUGCGUUCGCAGCCCAGCGGCUGGCAGUCGGGCAACCUUGCUCGCUUUACGCCGGAACUUUGUGCUUUUGUGGCCAGAGCCGCCCUGGCAGAACCAUCUGCUUGAGUUGUACAAGCUCCUUCCGCGGGAGAAGCCACCGAGGCUACUCUGUGCAUAUUGGAAACAGGUGCUUCCCUCGCACACCUUCACAACAAUCACUUUGCUUGAGGAUGUGCAAACUCCCCUGCACCGCGAUGGGAGAAACGGCUCGACACACAACGCCAUUUUGGCAGUGUCGGACUUUGAGCAAGGGGGGCUCUGGCUCGAAGAUGAGCAUGGGGACGAAACCCGUCUCCUGGAUGGCCAGGAACUACGAGGCAAGGUGCAUCAGAUCACGAAGGAUCCUUUUGUCUUCGAGGCCAGGGAUAGGUAUCACUGCACUGAGCCCUGGAAGGGUCAUCGACUUGUCAUGGUUGCCUUCGCGGUCCCAGGAUACGAGAAACUUGAAUCGUCCGACCUAGCACUGGUCAGGGACUUGGGGUUCGUCUUGGGCAGUGAGUCGCAACUUGAGGGCAAAGCCGUGGCCUUCAGACCGGAGCUCUGCUGCAACCGUGGCAAUCCCAUCAACGUGAUGUGGGCUGGCGAUGAGUCGCCUUUCACGGAUGGCUUCGGCCUUUGCUCACCAUCCAGGCAGCCUUUCUAUCUCCCAGCUUUGGCCCGCACGGCAGAGUUGCUUGGUGAUCCAGACUGGGAGGUCAUCACGCAAGGCGAGGACAACUUUUGCACUGGAGUCCCAUUGGGCUGCGAGGAGGUUCUGCCACAGGUCCCACAGGUCUUUGACUUCAAACAUAAGUCGAGGACUUUGGAUGAAUCUGAGUUUGAUUGGGAUCGUACCAACUACAAAAGUGCUCAUGAGUUUGAGGGACCACUUCUUGAAAAGUUCCGAGAGGAGGAGCAGCUUGGGAGGAUGUUCCCGACAACGAUGGGUGCACUCAAAGAGCAGUUUGGUGCUGAGCGGAUUCGGAUAGCAAGCUUGGGCGCUAUUGGCAAACCCGACGG